Molecule: messenger RNA, 3067 nt
Organism: Phlebotomus argentipes
Lineage: Eukaryota; Metazoa; Arthropoda; Insecta; Diptera; Psychodidae
Gene: Mms19
Product: MMS19 nucleotide excision repair protein
Exons: 3
Coding region: 136-2994 (952 amino acids)
Biological process (GO): iron-sulfur cluster assembly
Cellular component (GO): cytosolic [4Fe-4S] assembly targeting complex
Source: RefSeq, a predicted model, not a curated record
UUUGGAGACGCGUUUUCAGCUGUCAUUCCGCCAUCGAAAGGUGGUCUUGUGUGAGGAGGAAAGUCGCUUUUCUCCCCAGAAAAAUGCUGAUUUUGUGAUUCUCCCUAGUGAUAGACAAGUGCGAAGGCAGCGGAAAUGACGUACAACUGGUGGGAUUGCAGUGAAUUGAUCGAGAAGAUCGAGGAAGAUGCGGCUUUGCAGGCCAAAGCUAAAGACAUGUGUACAGAGCUGUGCCGCAAGGCCUUCAGCGUCACGGAGCUGGUGGAGCGAUUGGGGCCACUGUUGACGUCACAGAACACAUCUCAUCGCUCCCGGACAAUGGAUCUCUUGUCGGCGAUUCUGCAGAAUCUGCCCGGAAACUUCCUGUCCGGCGCCCAGUUGAAGUUCGUCGUGGCCUUCUACGUGGACAGGACGAAGGAUCAUCACUCUGUGGUGCCGGCAAUCUUGACUGGGACACUCGCGAUGGCACGAAUGACGCACAUUCCGGAGGAUGACUUCGUCACGCUCUUCCUCACGCUCAUCGGCGGCUCUGUGACGUGCCAGAGCCAGACCAGGUCCGAUCGGGAGACUUUCUACGAGAUUAUCGAGCACACGUGCCUGGCGCACACGACCAAGCUCACCGCUGUCAAGGAUGCACUGCUGCAGGGCGUCAUCGCGACGCUGGAGGGCGAGCGUGACCCGCGAAACCUGCUGCGCAUCUUCACAUUCAUGCCAAAGGUGCUGGAGCUGUAUCCACUGGAGCACUGGACUGAGGAGAUGUUCGAGGUGUUCGCCUGCUACUUCCCCGUGGACUUCUAUCCGCCGGCCAACGUCGCCAAUCCGAUCACGCGCGACCAGCUGGCGGAGAAGCUCCUCAUCUGCCUCACCACGUGCAAGGACUUCGUGGAGUUCUGCAUUCCGCUGGCCGUGGAGAAGCUCGAGAGCCAAAUCAAGGUGUCGAAGAUGGAUUCACUGCAGCUCCUGGCCAAGUGCGCCACUCUGCACGGCGCCGAAGCCUUCGCUGAUGCCUUUCCCAACGUCUGGCUGAGUCUCAAGGUGGAACUCCUGCCCGGUGUCAAUGAGGAAGUCACCGCGGAGACUCUGUCCACCAUCAGAUCAAUACUCGCGGCGGCGGAAGCGUCUGAGAGUCUGACGGAAAAUCUCCUGAACGUUAUUCUGCACUCAAUCACGAUCUCUCUCUGUGACACGAAGCUGCGGCUCUUCACGCCCGCCUGUCGCAUUGUCACGACGUGUGCACGCAGCAAUUCGCACGCCGCUGCCUGCGUGGCCAACAAACUCCUGCCCAUGUUCCUGUCGCAGCUCGAAGACGACACGACUGAUGGCCAGAAGACGAUCAUCCUGAAAUUUGUGACUGAACUCGUGGGUAUCAGCAGAGAGAGCGCCGUCCUGACGGCCGUUGAAGCUGGAACGCGUGAGAAAGUGCAGAAGAUCUUCGUGGAGUGUCUGAAGCAGGACAAGGCGUCCCAGGAACUCGCCUUCAAGGGACUAAGUGAACUUGCAGAGUUACUGGAGGCCUCAGAGAAAGAGAUUGUCUACCAAAAUCUCCUGCAAAAUCUCCAAGACGGCAUUGAUGUGAGCAUGAAAGCCACAAUUGAGAGAUUCGCGCAGUGUCACGAGGUGGAAUUGAGGGAAAAGGUCGUGCUGAAGCUCUUGCAGAAUGAUUUUCUCCAGCCAACGAAUGCCAGAGCAGUUUUCCGCUGUAUCGUGAGUCUUGUGUGUGUUUGGCCCUCUUCGGACAUCCUCUACAGAUUCCUGCUGGACAGCAUCUUCACGGACUCCCGGACGGAUGUGAAACUAUUGGCGCUCCAGAGUGUUGAGGAAUUGCUGACAAACUCCAAAGACGCCACCAUUUCGCAGAACUUCAUUUCAACCCACGCAAUCAUCGAGCAGUGCAUCGACUUCUUGCGCCAAAGUCCCGUUCUUCCCGUGGAAAUUCUCACGACCACAUCGCAAGUGCUGAAGCUCUGCACACGGACGCUGAACAAGGAUCAGCAGGGCGACAAUCUCAGGCGCUUCCUGCCCGAUUUGGCGCCGCACAGAGGCAAUGAGUUGUUCCUCUUCGACGGCCUGAUAGCGCAACUCUGUCCGGACGUGGACAUUUCGGCGCACUUCCACCACAUCACGAAGGACCUAAUUGAGCACGCGGUGGAGAUCUCUCGCGGUGAGAUCAGCGCCAACUCGAGCGUCCACCUCGAGGUUUGCGACGCACUUCUCUGCUCUCUCUUCAACCGCACCGUCUUGGAUGUCGUGUUCGAGGAGACACUCAGCCAGUCCGUGAACUAUCUCAAUCGCCAGAUCGAGGUGAACUUCCUGGGCGUGCGGACGUUCGCGUGGAUCCUCAAGGGUCUCCUCGCGAAGAACCACCGAAAGGCAUCGUCGCUCAUCAAGGACUUCACGGCGCUUCUCCACAUUGAGCGUCUGCAGGAAGACGUUCUGGUUGGCUUUCGUGUGCUGGCAAAAUCCUCCGAAGACAUCAAUUUGCCAAACAUUAAACCACUCUAUAAGCAGAAACUCUUCGAAUUGGUGCUAAAAAGCAUGACGACGCAGGACAAGUUCAGCGCUCAUCAGUUGGCGGCGCUGGCGGAAAUCCUGCUGCAUCUGCCCAUGAAGGUGAUCACGAUAAAUUUACAGCGAAUCGGAGCGAUUCUCUUUCAGUGUCUGGAGUGCGAGAAGAGUGACACGCUGCGCAUCACGCUGACGCUCAUCAAUCGUCUACUGUGCGAGGAGAGUGACUUCUGUCGCUAUCAUCUUCAGUCGCUCAUUCCGCGCUGUCUUCAGCUCAGCGUCUGCAAGCAAUCGCUGAGAGUUCGACUGACCGCUCUUGAAUUCCUGCUCACUGUCACGAAGAAGUACGACACGGUUCUUCUGCUUCCCUUCAAACAGGACGUCAUCUUCGGCCUGCAGCCCGUGUUGGACGACCACAAGCGAAUUGUGCGCACAGCGGCUGUGAAGGCGCGCGCUGCGUGGUUUGUUUUCGACGCCUCGAAGUCUUAAUUGCAAGAAGAGAUGUUAUAGUUGUUGAAGAUAUUGUAUAUGGACGAAAUAUAUACUUAAUGAAUUUACUGAA